CGAGGGAACCUGCUCAACAACGUGAUGCGCAAGUCCUUCCUCUAUACCUUAUUCAUGCACCUCGACGUCUUCAUACUCGUACUCAGCGUGUCUCUCACCGUGGUCGCCGCCUUCGGCCUGGUGGGCGCGCUUCGCGAGAACAUCGCCGUGCUCGAGGCCUACCAGAGCCUGCUGGCCCUCACGAUCCUGCUCAACAGCGUCGCUGCCGUCGCCGGCACGCUGAUGCCGCAGUCGGCGCGCAACCACCUCAGGCAGACCGCAUUCGUCGAGUUCAUCCAGGGCUACCGGCAGACCGAGUACUUCCAGCACAUGAUGGACGCGCUCCAGAAGUCGAUGCGCUGCUGCGGCUUCUCCGAGGACACGUUCCGCGACUGGAACCUCAACGAGUACUUCCACUGCGCGUCGGGAAACCCGAGCCGCGAGCGUUGCUCGGUUCCUUUCUCCUGCCUGCCGGAGCCGCGUUCUGAGCGUCAAUGA
Molecule: messenger RNA, 477 nt
Organism: Rhipicephalus sanguineus (brown dog tick)
Lineage: Eukaryota; Metazoa; Arthropoda; Arachnida; Ixodida; Ixodidae
Product: tetraspanin-33
Exons: 1
Coding region: 25-477 (150 amino acids)
Cellular component (GO): membrane
Source: RefSeq, a predicted model, not a curated record